GGUUGGACCGUCCCUGGACUGAUGUGGCUCCCACCUGCUCGGCUCCGCUCACAAACUGUGGUUGCUGAACCUCUAUUUUGAGGUGUUUCACGAUGCCAGUGGGGGAAAUGCUCAAAGCAGAGAACACCAGGAUGAGCUCCUCCAAGGUGAACCUGUCCUAGUCUGGGCCUCUGGUCUUCUGUGCCUCAGCUGUGUGAGUGUUAGCAGUCACCAUGCCGGGAGCCGGGAGCCCCUCGGAAGUCCCUUCAGCUGAAGCCUUUGAUGGCACAGCAGUGGGUUCGGACCUCUGACCUGAGCGACAUGGCGGGAUCCUCAUCUCAAGUGUCACAGCGUCCUCACAAGGGUCUCUGAUCAGAGCCCAGGUGGGUUUGAUCUCUGAAGCGGGCCGCCACGUGUGAUUGGGUUUCAGCUGUGUCGGGGUCACCAGACUCCUCCCCAGAGCUUCGGACACCCGCCCAUGAGAGACAUCCAUCCUCCUCGGAAAUGAAGUCCUCACUGGCCGCGGCGGGACACUUUGAUGUGACGGUCCGAUUGUUGCUCCGCUGAGCUGGAACCCCCCACGUGACCCUCCCCAGACCCUGGCGCUUUGAAGGGCCGUAUUGUCGUGGCGGAGGUGAAAUGCUUCUUUAUUCUGUUGAAGAUGAAGGACAGAGCCCCACGAGCCUGGACACAAAGGCCGUCUGUGAGAAGUGGAGGAGAGUCGUGAAACGCUCUCUGGAGGAGCAGCCAGGCAUUUCAGGGAGAGAAGCGACGCAGCGCGCCUUUAAACCAUGAUCUGUGUGUGUGUGUGUCUGAGCCGCCUCCCAAACCAAAGCGGGACCCUGAAGUGUGACAGACACACGGGGAGAAUGUCAGAGACACCAGUCACGUGAUUGGCCCAGAGGAUCUGUCGGGGAAGUCUGGAGGGCGUGGAGUCUCCCCGGCCCGCAUCAGUGGAGAGUCCAGACUCGGAGGGGCAGCAUGAGUGCUUCUGUGGCCGUCUACCGGAACAUCUACACCGAGGAUCGCUUCAAGCAGACCUACGGUGCCGCUGAUGACGGCGCCGGGGAAAGGCUGCGGCUGCGGGACAGAGUGGCCGGGAGGUGCAGGUGCUCACGGAGAGCCUGGCUUCACUCGUUGAGGGACAGAAUGCCCAUCUUGGACUGGAUGCCGAGGUACAGACUAAGGAAGUGGAUUUUAGGAGACACAGUCGCGGGAGUGACGGUCGGGAUUCUGCACAUUCCUCAAGGUAUGGCCUUCGCUCUGCUCACGUCUGUCGCUCCCAUCUUCGGCCUCUACACCUCCUUCUUCCCCGUCCUGCUCUACAUGCUCUUCGGCACCGGGCGUCACGUGUCCACAGGGACCUUUGCAGUGCUCAGCCUGAUGACGGGCUCGGUGGUGGAGCGGGUGGUUCCCAUGCCAGCGGAAAUGAACGCCAGUUCUCCUGAAGCCGCUGAACUGGAGGGCCAACGGAUCGGCGUGGCCUCGGCAGUUGCUCUGCUCUCAGGGAUCGUCAUGCUCUGCAUGUUCGGCCUCCAGCUGGGCUUCCUCUCCACUUACUUGUCAGAACCCAUCGUCAAGGCUUUCACCAGCGCUGCCGCCUUCCACGUCACCAUCUCUCAGCUCCAGAGCAUGCUGGGAUUGCGACUCCCUCGCCACACCGGCGCCUUCUCGCUCUUCAAGACUCUGGCGUCCGUGAUGGAGAAUCUGUCUCACGCUAACAUGGCUGAGCUGAUGAUUUCCUCGGUGUGUCUGGCGCUUCUGGUGCCAGUGAAGGAGGUCAACACGCGCUAUCGGCGCCGGCUACGAACCCCGAUCCCAGUUGAGAUCCUCACGGUGAUCAUCGCCACCGGCGUCACGUACGCCUCCUCGCUGGACUCCUGCUACGACGUCGCCAUCGUGGGACACAUCCCGGCUGGGUUUCCGACGCCUCGCCUUCCCGCCCUGAGUGUGGUCCCUGACAUCGCUGGAGACACGGUCGCCAUCACGUUUGUGGGUUACGCCGUUUCCGUCUCUCUGGCCAUGAUCUACGCCGACAAGCACGGUUACUCCAUCCAUCCCAACCAGGAGCUACUGGCUCAUGGCAUCUCCAACACCGUGUCGUCCUUCUUCACCUGCUUCCCGAGCUCGGCGACGCUGGCGACCACCAACAUCCUGGAGAGCGCCGGCGGGCACACGCAGUUGUCUGGCUUGUUCACCAGUCUGGUGGUUCUGGUCGUCUUGCUGCUGAUCGGACCACUGUUCUACUUCCUUCCUAAGGCCGUCCUGGCGUGCAUCAACGUCACCAGCCUGCGUCAGAUGUUCCUGCAGUUCCAGGACCUGCCGGAUCUCUGGAGGAUCAGCAGGAUGGACUUUAUGGUCUGGGCGGUCACCUGGCUGUCGGUGGUGGUCCUCAACGUGGAUCUGGGCCUGGCCAUAGGAGUGGUCUUCUCCAUGAUGACAGUGGUCUGCAGAACUCAGAGGGCCGGGUGUUCGGUUUUGGGCCGUGCCAGCAACACUGAGAUCUACAGACCAGUGGAGAAGCACAGCAAGUGCUACGAGGUUCCCGGGGUGAAGAUCCUCAUGUACCACGGCCCCAUCUACUAUGGCAACCGCGGAUUCUUCAGGGAGGAGAUGAGCCGCGUGCUUGGUCUGACGCCGGAGAAGAUCUGCAGACGGGAGAAGACCCGCAGAGCCCUGCAGAAGCGGGAGCGAGAGUCAGCUGUCACCACAGUGGAGCGCGGCCUCGCCGACACGGCCCUCUCCUCAGGCCACCAGUUCUACAAGUCAGAACCGUCCGAGAGUGACGUCCCUAUCGUGGUGAUGGACUGCAGCAGCGUGAUCUUUGUGGACGUGGCUGGAGCGCGACUCUUCAUCCAGAUGUGCACCGAGUGUCAGAAAGUCGGCGUCCACGUCUACCUGGCCAACUGCAACGAGAGCGUCCUGAAGAUCCUCACGUCCAGCGGCCUGAUGCGCUGCAUGAAGCCUCAGCACAUCUUCGUCACGGUCCAUGACGCCGUCGUGUUCAUCCAGCAGCAGAAGGAGAAGCUUCCGGAACAAACCGCUGUCUGGGUCUGAUGCUGCCGCAGUGCCCAUGAGCCAGCUGACACAACACUGGCUUCACUUCUGGCUUUGUAAAUAUGUGGUUCUCUUCAGCCCUGGUGCCUCCUCACACUUUGGUGUGAUGAUUAUUGUUAUUUAAACCAGUGUUUUCCAACCUCUCUCUGGCCACGGCGCCUUGGUUGACAGCACCACAGGAGCCUGGGCCAAAGCUCACUGGUGCUUCAAGUCCUGUAGAAACUCCCUGUUGACUGGUGAAACACUGCAGCUACUGACACUGGCUUGUUCUGUUGCCAGGCUGUUUGCACAAACACAUGGCAGAAGAUGUCUUUGUUUCCCAUGUGUCCAGAAAGAGGCGGCAAUAUGGCUCAAUAGAUCAUGCUUCAUUGAUGUGUUGACUGACUUGAAAUCACUGUUUGGAUGGGAUCACUUCUCUUUUGCAUGAUGUGACUGUAGUUUCCAGACAAAUCCUUGGCUUCUCUGCCUGAACUUGCUUCAUAACAACAGUGAUUCUUCCUCUCUUCUCAUGGAGAGAAAGAAUCAUCUCCUCAACACCUUCUCACUGUCAUGACUUCAUGGCGUCAUAUCGCCGCCUCUGUCUCCGGACACAUGAGGUGACGCCCCACACCUGACUCUCUCUCACCAGUUGGAAAACACUGGUUUAAACA
This is a messenger RNA of Synchiropus splendidus (mandarinfish), 3686 nucleotides long. It is a transcript of the gene slc26a10, whose product is annotated as solute carrier family 26 member 10. The transcript has 18 exons. Gene Ontology annotation, cellular component: membrane. Gene Ontology annotation, molecular function: chloride transmembrane transporter activity; bicarbonate transmembrane transporter activity; sulfate transmembrane transporter activity. Gene Ontology annotation, biological process: transmembrane transport. Lineage: Eukaryota; Metazoa; Chordata; Actinopteri; Syngnathiformes; Callionymidae. The record is from RefSeq and is a predicted model, not a curated record. The coding region runs from base 961 to 3036 and encodes 691 amino acids.